AUGGGCUUUUGUCAGAGCAUAGAUAAUUGUUUCCCAGCGAAAGUUCGGCGUUGGGUCGGCAUUGUCAUUGCACUUUUAGAUGUAUUCCUUUUCGGUGGUUACCAUUAUGGUUUCAAUUCCCUUGUUGAAGUUUACAAGUCAGUUGGCUUGUAUGCAUACAACUGCACAGACACAGGAUGUUUAUAUCAUGAAAAUAUGUUCGGUGUUGUCUUUAUUGUCUGGAUGGUAUCACAAAUGUGUCUUAUUGUAUUUGCCGGCAUACUUAUGGAUAUUGUGGGAUUAAGAAUAACGAAAUUAGUGGCAGCAGUAAUGUAUUCUGCCGGUACACUGAUGUUUGCAUUCACUACUGCUUCGACUGUGCCUCUGUUCUAUGCUGCUGGGAUAUUGGUCGCUUUAGCGAGUAUAAUGAGUUUAAUAUGCAAUCAUCAAGUCAGUUCUAUGUUUCCACAAGUACGUGGUUUAUGCAUAUCUUUGAUGUCUGGAGCAUUUGAUUCAAGUACCUUGAUAGCCUUUAUAAUAUCACUGACAUAUAAAACAUUCCCAUUCAAAUGGUCAUUUAUAAUAUUGGCUAUCUGCUCACUAGCUGUUGGAACUUUCGUAGCACUAUUCAUCCUUACAAGAUAUACGAAUGAUAUGGGAAAUUAUGCUGCCUCGCAUACAAAAGAUGAAGUCGUCUUAUCCGAGGAUGCUUCAGCUGGAGAUCUGCCAAAAACAGAUAUCUACGGUGAAAUAUCUACAGUAUUGGAUGAACGUUUUCCAUCACUGAAAAGUUGUGUCUUCUCAAUGCCCUACUUAUUAAUCAACAUUUGGUUUACGCUAGGUUUAUUCCGUUUCUCAUUUUAUUUAACUCAUUUUGUAAAGCAUAUUGUCGCUAUGUUUAUCUCUGAUGCAACGCUUAAAGUACACUUGUUAUCAGUAUCCUCAGCAUUCUUUUUGUCUGGAUUUUUUGUCGCUCCAGUUACCGGUACUAUUAUUGAUUAUUUCCUUCGUAGAGCUCGAAAUAAAAUUGAACAGAUGUUAAUUCUUAAAAAAGAUUUAUACUAUCCAAAUAAAAUUUAUUAUACUCUAGUAUGUGGAUUAGUUCCAGCACUUAGUCUGAUGACUGCUUUUGCUGUCCUCUUAAGUCUAAUGAUGUUUAUACCACACUAUAUAGCAUUUUAUGCUGCAUUCAUAUUCUUAGUUAUCGUUAGAUCCCUGCUAUUCAGUACAUUUAUUAGUUUCCUUCUUUCGGCUUUCCCAGUACGCUAUUUCGGUACACUGAAUGGAAUAUCUAGUACAGUGGCUGGACUUAUCAGUUUAAUACAGUAUGCUUUCUUAGAAACAUCCACUCUUACAGACAAUAUUGUCACUUUAAUAAUUGCAUUAAGUACAUUUGUUAUACCAGUUGUAUUUGUAGUCCUUGCUAAGAAGAAUUAACUUAUUCACUGUGCUAAUUUUUUUAUUUAUUCUUACACAAAACAACAAUCAUAUACUUCUUUUUCGUUUUUAACAAAUAUUAGAUUUUGUAUUUUCUUUUGGUUGAAAACAAUUAUGCAGAGAAUUUGAACUUUGAAAAAAGAAAACAUGAUUUCCACUAGCUUUUUUAUUGUAUAUCCAAAAUAAAUAGAAGUUUAUUAUCUUCAGUACAUUUGUGUCAUUUUAAAACUUAAAUUAUCUAAGACAGGUUUAAUAAGUCUGAAUUUGGAAUGUCUUACAUUCUAAAAUUAUUAUAGAUAGUUGCAGUAUAUUAUAAACUAGAGGUAUUAAGGCCUACAGUCAAAUUAUCCACUUUCAUUUUGAAAGAUAAGUCAUCACUUUUAGUCUGUGU
Molecule: messenger RNA, 1807 nt
Organism: Trichobilharzia szidati
Lineage: Eukaryota; Metazoa; Platyhelminthes; Trematoda; Strigeidida; Schistosomatidae
Source: the annotation of a GenBank genome assembly